CUCUCUCUCUCUCUCUCUCUCAUGCCUCAGGUCCUCAACUCGUUUCUCUUCUUCCUUGCAAGAGAUCAUGAUGCUGCGGAGUUCUUGGCGGGUGUCUGGAGCUCUCAUGACCAAGAGUGUUUUCAGAGUGGAGCAUCCUCCCUCUUGUUUUCCUCACCGGCUUAAAUCUAUCACGUCUUCCUCUGAUGAUCCAAAAGAUGGAAAUGCUACUGGCAUGCCAGAAUUUAAGAAAUGGCCUAAUGGGGGCGGGCUAUUUCACUCAACUGCUUGUGUUGAUCCUAGUGCAUUCAUAGAAGCCGGUGCCAUAAUUCAUGAGAAUUCUGUACUUGCUAUGGAUGUUCACAUUGGCUCUGGAGCUGUAGUUGGGCCUUCUGUAUCCGUAGGGCAGUCAACCAAAAUCGGGUAUAAUGUGGUGCUGUCUAAUUGCUCUAUUGGCGCAUCAUGUAUAAUCCAUAAUGGCGUAUGCAUAGGUCAAGAUGGUUUUGGAUUUUUCAUAGAUGGGGAGGGAUGUGUACAAAAGAAGCCCCAAUUACUACAUGUAAGAAUUGGAGGCUAUGUGGAGAUAGGUGCAAACUCAUGCAUUGACAGGGGCAGCUGGAGAGACACAGUUGUGGGAGAUCAUACUAAAAUUGAUAAUCUAGUGCAGAUUGGUCACAAUGUAGUUGUUGGAAAAUGUUGUAUGCUCUGUGGACAAGUUGGCAUUGCUGGUUCUGCAACGAUUGGAGAUUAUGUAACCUUAGGAGGAAGGGUUGCUGUUCGAGAUCAUGUCUCCAUUGCUUCAAAGGUUCAGCUUGCUGCAAAUAGCUCUGUAACAAAGGAUAUCAAAGAGUCUGGUGAUUAUGGUGGUUUUCCGGCGGUACCAAUCCAUGAAUGGCGCCGCCAAGCUGUUAAAAUGCGUACAUUGUUGAAGGAUGGUGUGUCUAAAGGAUAGCCACUCGAUGCCUUCUUCUUAAAGGAUACAUAGAGAAAACUCACAAGCCGAACUUUUUUAUGUUUUUUUUUGCAUUUUCUUUACAACUUCAAGACUAUCAGCAACUGUGAAGAUUCAGGAAUAUUGCGCACAACUGUGCUUCAUAUCUGCUGCCUUUUUUGUUUUCUGGAAUUUUUAAGUUUGAAAGAUUGUUCUAUUGCUUUAUGAAUUAAGGAAAUGAAAGAAGAUGCAAUGAUAGAA
This is a messenger RNA of Dioscorea cayenensis subsp. rotundata (Guinea yam), 1171 nucleotides long. Its product is annotated as probable UDP-3-O-acylglucosamine N-acyltransferase 2, mitochondrial. The transcript is spliced from 10 exons. The coding region runs from base 68 to 931 and encodes 287 amino acids. NCBI's taxonomy places the organism in Eukaryota, Viridiplantae, Streptophyta, Magnoliopsida, Dioscoreales, Dioscoreaceae. The record is from RefSeq and is a predicted model, not a curated record. Gene Ontology annotation, biological process: lipid A biosynthetic process.